GUCUCUUGACAACCGGUUCUUGACAAUGCCUCCUUUCGGACGUGGUGCUCCCCGCGGUGGUGGCGGCGCCCGAGGUGGUCGCGGAGGAUUUGGCGACCGUGGAGGUCGCGGCGGUGCCCGUGGAGGCCGUGGAGGCUUCGGUGACCGUGGCGGUCGCGGUGGCUUCGGUGGUGGCCGUGGUCGUGGUACGCAAUGACGGCCUUUGUUGCCAGCUCGAUGCAAGAGAAAAGAAACUAAUCGUGACUCCAGGCGUUGGCAAGCCCAUGGGCCGUGGAGGACCUCGCGGAGGCGCUCGUGGUGGCCGCGGCGGCGGUGCCGGCCAGAGGGGCGGUGCCAAGGUCAUCGUUGAGCCUCACCGUCACCCUGGUGUCUUCGUCGUGCGCGGCGGCAAGGAGGAUGGUAUCGCGACCCGCAACAUCACCCCUGGCGAGUCUGUCUACGGCGAGAAGCGCGUGUCCGUCGACGAGGUCCAGACCAACGAGGACGGCAGCCAAACGACCACAAAGGUCGAGUACCGCACCUGGAACCCCUUCCGUAGCAAGCUCUGCGCUGCGAUCGCUGGUGGUGCCGACGACAUCUACAUGAAGCCUGGCUCGCGCGUGCUGUACCUCGGUGGUGCCUCUGGUACCUCCGUGUCCCACGUUGCCGACCUUGUCGGUCCCACUGGUUUCGUCUACGCCGUCGAGUUCUCCUCGCGCUCCGGCCGUGAUCUCGUCAGCAUGGCCUCGAAGCGCACCAACGUCGUCCCCAUUGUCGAGGACGCCCGUCAGCCCGCCCGCUACCGCAUGGUGGUCCCCAUGGUCGAUGUCAUCUUUGCCGAUGUGGCCCAGCCUGACCAGGCCCGUAUCGUUGCUAUGAACGCCAACUGGUUCCUCAAGGCCGGCGGUGGCGUGUUGAUCUCCAUCAAGGCCAACUGUAUCGACUCGACGGCCCCUGCUGCCGAGGUCUUUGCCGCCGAGGUCCAGAAGAUGCGCGCAGACGGCAUCAAGCCCAAGUUCCAGCUUACUCUGGAACCCUUUGAGCGUGAUCACUGUCUUGUCGCUGGCAUCUUCAACCGCACACAAAAGUCGGCUUAGAUUUUCUUUGAUACCAUGUUGGAGGAAGUAUAAGACUAUUGUUGGCUCAGCAAACGGGUCAUUGAUGACAAUUGCUUUCGACUGGGGCGCGCUGGGCGUUUUACGGAUUUGGGCAUUUCCUGUCU
Emericellopsis atlantica is the source of this 1201-nucleotide messenger RNA. RefSeq names its product Fibrillarin. Lineage: Eukaryota; Fungi; Ascomycota; Sordariomycetes; Hypocreales; Bionectriaceae. The transcript has 2 exons. The record is from RefSeq and is a predicted model, not a curated record. The coding region runs from base 264 to 1076 and encodes 270 amino acids. Gene Ontology annotation, biological process: box C/D sno(s)RNA 3'-end processing; rRNA methylation. Gene Ontology annotation, molecular function: rRNA methyltransferase activity; RNA binding; histone H2AQ104 methyltransferase activity. Gene Ontology annotation, cellular component: small-subunit processome; box C/D methylation guide snoRNP complex; nucleolus.